Messenger RNA from Alternaria arborescens, 864 nucleotides. RefSeq lists its product as hypothetical. Gene Ontology annotation, biological process: mannosylglycerate biosynthetic process. Gene Ontology annotation, cellular component: cytoplasm. The transcript has a single exon. Gene Ontology annotation, molecular function: mannosyl-3-phosphoglycerate synthase activity. NCBI's taxonomy places the organism in Eukaryota, Fungi, Ascomycota, Dothideomycetes, Pleosporales, Pleosporaceae. The record is from RefSeq and is a predicted model, not a curated record. Bases 1 to 864 code for a protein of 287 amino acids.
AUGGCCGAUCGUGACGUAAUCGUGGAACACCAAGGUUCGCCGACUUUCGCUCGCGCUUUCAAGGAAGCAGGUGUGACGGACAUGUUACAGCCACGUGUAGAACAAGGAGAUCCUCUGCGCAUCAACAACGGAAAAGGAGAAGCCAUGAUGCUUGGUGUGAUCAUCGCGAAACAUAUGAACCAUAAGUUCGUAGGUUUUAUCGACGCCGAUAACCGCGUUCCAGGAUCUGUUCUCGAAUAUUGUAAGGUAUAUGCCGCUGGACUACAUUACGCCUUACGAAAAGCUGAUGAUGCUGGAAAAGAACAAUAUACGAUGGUGCGCAUCAAGUGGAACUCGAAGCCCAAGGUCAAGGAUGGCCAACUUGUGUUUAACGAGCUUGGGCGCUCCUCGCGCGUCGUCAACGAAUGGAUGAACCGCCUUCUGAAAGCCCUUGGGGGUGGCACUACACCAGAUACAAUGAUCGGAACUGGUAACGCCGGCGAACAUGCCAUGAGUGUUGAUCUUGCCCUCAAACUCCGAUUUGCAACCGGCUAUGCAGUUGAACCGUUCCAAUUGAUCGAUAUAUGGGAACGAUUCGCCUUUUCACAACAGCCAUUAUCAGUGCGGAUCCUACCCCACAUUCAUAACGCGGGGCAUGGUGAUUAUCACAUCGAGCGCAUGCAGACCCAGGGACUCAGCACGAUGUAUCAUUCGAACCUUCCGACUUCUGGACUCAAAGACGAUCUUCGUUGUUACAUGCAAAAGAAUCUGGCCGGGUUCAUAGGCGACAACGGAGAACCUAGGAAACCACGCAUAUAUGAUCCACUUGAUUCCCUGGACUGGACGAUCUUUGAAAAGGCUCUCCUGAAGAUAGAGUUUUGCUAG